Messenger RNA from Chelonia mydas (Green sea turtle), 3701 nucleotides. Its product is annotated as zonadhesin. Bases 108 to 2792 code for a protein of 894 amino acids. Lineage: Eukaryota; Metazoa; Chordata; Testudines; Cheloniidae. Gene Ontology annotation, molecular function: protein binding. The transcript has 17 exons. The record is from RefSeq and is a predicted model, not a curated record.
AGCUGGAGAAAUGCGGUGUUCAGGACGGGGAGCUGGGCUGUUACUCCCCUGGGAGAGCAUCCUGUCAGGUGGCAGGAGAUCCCCACUACUUCACCUUUGACCAAGUGAUGCACACCUUCCUGGGCACCUGCACCUACACCCUGGUCCGAGUCUGCAACAGCAGCAGUGUCGUUCCUGUGACUAUCAGUGGCAAAAACGAAGACCGAGGACAAAGAGGGGCCACGUAUCUCAAAGAGGUUUACAUUGACAUCUAUGGCAACCGAAUCACCCUUCAGAAGAAUAAGGCAAUCCUGCUCAAUAAGGAGAGAGUCCACACUCCGGUAAAGAACCGAUUACGAGGCGUGUCAAUAGGAAAUGUGGGCAUUUACAUGGUGGUGGAAGCUGACUUUGGACUGCUAGUGAAAUAUGAUGGAAAUCAGCACUUGGAAAUCAGCCUCCCAGAAUCUUACUUCUCCAAGGUAUGUGGCAUGUGCGGUAACUAUAAUGGCCAGCGUGGGGAUGAGCUGCUCAUGCCCAAUGGCAUGCAGGCUAACAAUGUCACACAGUUUGGAAACAGCUGGAAAGUGGAAGCCGACAGUGAUGCGGGCUGCUUGCCAGACACACAAGAAGAGCUGGGCCCACCUUGCACCGCAGAGGAGAAGCCAGGCAUUGAAAACCAGUGCAAUGUUUUAAAGUCGGACACCUUCAAACCAUGUCACCAUCUGAUUGAGCCUGACCUCUUCAUCCAGACCUGCAUCUACGACAUGUGUAAAUAUGAUGGCAUGCUGUCCACUCUCUGUGCCAUCACACAGGCCUACGUGGACACCUGCAAGAAGCAGGGAGUCAUCAUUAAAUGGAGGACCAGCACAUUCUGCCCAUUGCCUUGUCCAUCCAACAGCUAUUACACUGAGUGUGCUUCUCCCUGCCCAGCCACAUGUAAUAAUAUUUAUGCGUCCUCCCUCUGUGAAAAGCCAGCAGAAUGCACGGAAGGUUGUGUUUGCAAUGAGGGUUACGUGCUUAGCGAUGACCAGUGUGUACUACUGAGCGAUUGUGGCUGCAGGGAUGAUGAAGAUAACUACUACAGCGCUGGGGAGAGCUGGAUAAAACCCCACUGCAGCCACAAAUGCAAGUGUCAGAAGGACAACACCAUCCAGUGCCAGCUCUAUGGCUGUGAUGCUUGGGAGAUCUGUAUUCUCAACAACAAGGGGAAAUACCAGUGUAAACCGACAGGCUUUGGGAAGUGCCUCAUCAUUGGAGAUCCACACUACCUGACGUUUGAUGGCUUGAUGCAUCACUUCCAAGGCAAACAUACAUACAUGCUGUCUCAGACUGUCUCCAGCAUCCCCGACCGCCUGCCAUCCUUCAGCAUUGAGGGAAAGAACAAGCUUUUCCCUGGAGUGUCCCACAUUUCUUUCCUCCAGGAGAUACAUGUCACCGUUUACAAUCACACAGUGUGGUUCAGGCAGAAGAAGCAGCUUGUGCUGGAUGGAGUGAAAACCAUCCCCCCUGCCCAGCCUCAUGAAGGUCUUCGCAUAUACCAGAGACCAACAAGAAUUUACAUGGAGACAGAUUUUGGCUUAUCGAUCAGCUAUGAUGGUGCUGAAAACUUAGAUAUAACCCUGGCCAACACCUACAAGAACAAAGUCGAAGGCUUGUGCGGCAACUUUGAUGGGAAGUAUAAAAACGACUUUACCAAGCCAGAUGGCACUCAAGUGAAGGAUGUGGAUGUGUUUGGGGAAAGCUGGAAAGUCCCCAUCACAAGAACAUUCUCCCGGCGCAGGCGAGAAGUCCUUUCAGACGAGGAGCUUGACAAUGUCGAGUUAAACACAGGGCUCGCUGGAGGCUGCGAUCCCCGUGAGCUGAGCCUUGUGAACGCCACUUCCAAGUGUGGGAUUCUUACCGAUCCAAAAGGUCCCUUUGUAAAGUGUCAGUCCAAUGUCUCCGUCGAGUUCUUCCAGAUGGGCUGUGCCUUUGAUCUGUGUGUGGAAGCCGAGAACAAUGCUGUGCUGUGUCGGCACCUGGAGCAGUACGCACUGGUCUGUCAGGAGAACGGGAUCACUUUGGAAAACUGGAGAGCGCAGACGCCUUGUGAGAUGCAGUGUCCCCCAAACAGCAAGUACAGCAGCUGUAUGACUGCGUGCCCAGAUUCCUGUGGCAACCUGGUGGCCUCCUCCGAGUGCGAGUCGCCCUGUGUCGAAGGCUGCGAAUGCCUCCCUGGAUACGUUCUCAGUGGCUAUGACUGCGUGCCCUACAAGGAGUGCGGCUGCAGCUUCCUCAACACAUAUUAUAAGACUGGAGAAACGUUUGUGACCGAUGACUGCUCUCAGGCUUGUGAGUGCACAACUAGUUCCAGCGUUGCCUGCACCCGGGCAGCGUGUUCCAGCAGAAAGAUCUGUGCCAUCGCUAACUUCACCCGCGGAUGCUACAUACCUGGCCCAUGUCUGCAGAAUCUUUGUGAGAAUGGUGGGACUUGUAUUGAGGAUACAAGCGAAUCCAGCAACAGCUCUUCCAACUUCACUUGUGCGUGCCCUGACGGAUACGAGGGGCCUCUCUGUGAGGCUGAAACACCAGUUGUCCCAUCGAAACCUGGCAACUCUCUGGUCUACAUCAUUGUGGGAGUUUCAGCAGGAAUCAUCGUCCUCGCUGCGAUCAUCUCCCUGGUUGUGUGGCUAUCCAGGUUAAGAAUUAACAGGAAAAAGUCACUGGAAUUCCCCAGAAGGAGGAAUUCGUCUUUGACCCAAUCAAGAGAUGCGCUGGACCAGAACUCACGUGUGCCAGACUACAUUUCCCUUACCAAUGCUGCAUUUGAGUAGGAUGAAAAUCAGUCACGUUUUAAUUACUGGCAUUUUUUUCUUCCAUCUGUUUGUUUUUGUUGUUUUUUUUUGCUGUUGUAUUCUAACAAGUGUUUCUAACCCUUUCCUAAACAAUAAUAAUGUCUAAUAAACCACUGUAUUUCUGAAUGCUCUAAUAUGCUCUGUUCUUCCUAAUGUCUCCUGCAAACCCUUGUUGAAGCCACUUCGUCCUGACUCACACUAGAGAUCUCAUUGACUUCAGGUGCACUGCUCGUUUGAGUCGGGACUGGAUGGAAUUCACCCCGCACAAGGCCUAGCAACAAUUACUUCCCACAUGGCCUAGACACCACUAACGCCCCACGUCAGCCCAGAGAGCCCAGUGCUGGCUCUGUACAAUUAUCCACUGACAUCAGUGGGUUUCCUUGACUAUGCCAGGAGGUUUGGAUCAGGAUCUCUUUGCUGGUCUUCCAUUGAAUUUCAGGUUUGCUGUCAAUUAUAUAGGGGAUGAGCAAUAAUUAAGUCUCUCCUUUGUUCCUGCUGGAAUAUUACUUACUAUUACUCUAAAAACCAUUACGCUGCCCCCUUAUGUGUGUGCACACUCUCUUAUGUGCUGAUUCAUUCACAUCCCAUCAGCAGGGCUGGAUUUCCAAUUAGGCACAGUGGGUACGUGCCUAGGGGCGCUGGCAUUCUAGGGGCACCUUACCUCUCUGAAACGGUGUGCAACACUAAGGUCAGCUGUAGGCAGGGGGGGCACUAAAGAUGCUGUGCCUAGGGGCACGUAAAGUGUAAAUCCAGCUCUGCCCAUCAGCCAGGAGAGUAUUUGGAAGCUACGUGAAUGGUUGGGUGGAUGAAAAGUGCAUUGUUCUGCCAGCACAUUCAAGAACAUGGCCUUUGUCUGUACAUUCAGAAUGUGCAGCUAUUGAGGAGAGA